Girardinichthys multiradiatus is the source of this 1128-nucleotide messenger RNA. RefSeq names its product inhibitor of DNA binding 2a (gene id2a). Gene Ontology annotation, cellular component: cytoplasm; nucleus. NCBI's taxonomy places the organism in Eukaryota, Metazoa, Chordata, Actinopteri, Cyprinodontiformes, Goodeidae. The record is from RefSeq and is a predicted model, not a curated record. Bases 101 to 514 code for a protein of 137 amino acids. Gene Ontology annotation, biological process: negative regulation of transcription by RNA polymerase II; circadian regulation of gene expression; cell differentiation. The transcript is spliced from 3 exons. Gene Ontology annotation, molecular function: protein dimerization activity; transcription regulator activity.
GGUGAUCCAGUCUGAUCGCAGAUCGUCUGACAGAACAAAAAGGAAUAACCGAGCCAAAGCAAGCCCUCCCCACCGGCGACAACUCUUCAACCCCGGCAAAAUGAAAGCAAUAAGCCCCGUGCGGUCCUUCCGGAAAGCCGGCACGAAUUUCUCGGAGCACUCCAUGGGAAUCUCCCGGAGCAAGACCCCGGUGGACGAUCCGCUCAGCCUGCUGUACAACAUGAACGACUGCUACUCCAAGCUGAAGGAGCUGGUCCCGAGCAUCCCCCAGAACAAGAACGUCAGCAAGAUGGAAAUCCUGCAGCAUGUCAUCGACUACAUCCUGGACCUGCAGAUCGCUCUGGACUCCAGCGUCGCACUCACCAGCCUGCAUCACCCCGCUGCGCGGCCGGGCCAGAGCGCGUCCAGGACCCCUCUGACCACCCUCAACACAGAUAUCAGCAUCCUGUCAUUACAGUCCCCGGAGUUGCAGUCAGAGCUGCUGACAGAUGACAGCCGGACUCUGCAUCGUUAAAGCGGUGUUUGGUCAAGACGCAAAAACACACACAGGACCUGGGGAGCAGGACCUUCCUCCCCCUCUCCUCCUCCAGCUUCUCUGUCCUCCCAGGCCUGGAUUUUUUUUUUUCUUUUUUCUGAAAUCAAGAGACUUUUGCUUAUUAUGGGACAAUCUGAUGUGAUGUGUUUUCUGUUUGGACACAUUAUUAUUUAAUUUAAGACUCAUUAUUUGUGGGUCCUUUCUGUAAAUGGAAGGCACGUUAUAUGGAAUUAUUUCCCCUCCCUCCACCCUUGCCUUCUCCCCAUUACUCCCCUCUCCCUGUUUGAACUCUUCGCUUUUUUGCGGAGGUGGGAACGUGUACAGAACAGACUUGGUUAGUUACUGUAAAAAGUUUAGUCUUGUCAGAAUUGUUGACACAUGAAGGACUGGACGAUGUUUAAGACAUAAAGUUAAAGAAUGAGACCUUGUGAACUCUCUCAGCGGGAGUUGAUCUUGUAUAGUUGCAGGAAUUUGAAACUUCUGCAAAAAAAUGUAAUGUUGUACUUAAUUAUGCUGAAACUUUUUAUAAAAGUAAUGUAAAUUGUACCUCUCUUUUUUUUUUUUUUUUUAUACAAAAUAAAUCCAAAACGCAA